Molecule: messenger RNA, 2700 nt
Organism: Wasmannia auropunctata (little fire ant)
Lineage: Eukaryota; Metazoa; Arthropoda; Insecta; Hymenoptera; Formicidae
Gene: Kap-alpha1
Product: importin subunit alpha-7
Exons: 8
Coding region: 110-1705 (531 amino acids)
Biological process (GO): NLS-bearing protein import into nucleus
Cellular component (GO): cytoplasm; nucleus; nucleoplasm
Molecular function (GO): nuclear import signal receptor activity; protein binding
Source: RefSeq, a predicted model, not a curated record
UUUAUGGCGGAGAGAGAAAGGGCUUGCGGCGGCGCUUGGGUUCGCGUUGCACUUGUAUGAUCUUUUACGCUUGAUUCCUGAUCAGAGAUUCGAAUCUGCUCUCACAGCCAUGUCAACAGGACCUACACAUAAACAUCGUUAUAAAAACGUAGGAUUAGAUUCACAAGAACUGCGAAGGCGCAGAGAGGAAGAGGGAGUUCAAUUAAGAAAACAGAAACGUGAACAGCAAUUAUCAAAACGCCGCAAUGUUCCAAACAUUGUUGCUGAUGAAGAUAAUAUUACAUCCACGGACGAAUAUUCACUUCCUACAGCACAAUCGUCUCCUGGUAUUAUAACAUCUGAGAUGGUAGACGCAUUAUAUAGUCCUAACAUACAAGAUCAAUUGGCAGCAACACAGAAAUUUAGAAAAUUAUUAUCAAGAGAGCCAAAUCCUCCUAUAGAUGAGGUGAUACAAACAGGAAUUGUACCACAAUUUGUUGAAUUUCUUAAAAACAAUACAAAUUGCACUCUGCAGUUUGAAGCGGCAUGGGCUCUGACAAACAUAGCCAGUGGUACAUCGCAACAGACGCGUAUUGUGAUAGAUGCAGGAGCUGUUCCUACUUUCAUAUCUCUACUGGGUUCUGAGUAUGAAGAUGUGCAGGAGCAAGCUGUUUGGGCAUUGGGUAAUAUUGCAGGAGAUAGUCCCGAAUGCAGAGAUCAUGUCUUAGCCAACGGUAUCCUCACGCCACUUCUGCAAUUGCUAUCAAAAGCGACACGACUUUCUAUGACUCGUAAUGCGGUAUGGGCAUUAUCAAAUCUCUGUCGAGGAAAAAAUCCAGCGCCAGCUUUUGCAAAGGUCGCACCAUGUUUACCAGUGUUAGCCCAUCUUCUCAAUCAUACUGAUUAUGAUGUACUUGCUGAUGCUUGUUGGGCUCUUUCUUAUUUGAGCGAUGGCCCAAAUGAUAAGAUACAAGCUGUUAUUGAUGCUGGCGUUUGCAGACGUCUCGUAGAGCUUCUCAUGCACGAACAAAAUAACGUAAUAAGCGCGGCUCUUCGUGCUGUAGGAAAUAUAGUUACUGGAGAUGAUGUGCAAACGCAAGUUGUACUAAAUUGUUCGGCAUUACCGUGUCUAUUACAUCUCUUAAGUUCGCCACGGGAAAGUGUUCGUAAAGAGGCUUGUUGGACAGUCUCUAAUAUCACUGCCGGUAAUCCCCAACAAAUACAAGCGGUGAUUGAUGCUAAUAUCUUUCCGGUUUUAAUCGAGAUUUUGAGUAAAGCUGAAUUUAAAACACGUAAAGAAGCUGCAUGGGCAAUUACAAAUGCUACUAGUGGCGGAACGGCCGAUCAAAUCCGAUACCUCGCAAUGCAGGGAUGUAUUCCGCCGCUCUGCGACUUGCUUACUGUUAUGGAUGUCAAGAUCGUUCAGGUCGCCUUGAACGGAAUAGAAAAUAUUUUACGUCUGGGAGAACAAGAUGCAACUAUGCAUAAUGGUCUUAAUCCUUAUGCAGUUCUUAUCGAAGAAUGUUAUGGCCUAGAUAAAAUAGAAUUCUUGCAAUCUCACCAAAAUAUGGAUAUAUAUCAAAAGGCCUUCGAUAUUAUUGAACGAUUCUUUGGGUCUGAGGAAGAGGAUACCAGACUUGUACCAUCAAUCGAUUCGCAAGGACAAGAAUAUCAAUUCACCGCACCAGAUUCUUCCCAACUACCAGUGCAAGGCUUUGAAUUCUAAUCAACUAUCUUUAAAUUUCUGGAUAUAACUGUUUCGUUGAAUGUUAACGUUAUUCGUUCUACAGGGAUUUACAAUAUUCUGAAAAUCAGUACAUCAAUAGUAAAUAUGAUUUUACAUAUUCAUAUAAGAUGAAUUUAUUUGUGUCAAAACUACUACUACUACUACGAAGUAAUCGAAAAUGAUCUAUUCUUCAUCGAAUUAAAAACAGUAAAAAAAUCUUCACAUUUUCAAUUGAUUUUUUUUUCUUUUUCUCAUUUAAGAUGAAUCGUAACUUAUAUAUGAAAUGAUUUUGUUUCGAAACCUACGUCAAAUUGCGACAAUGUCUGCGUUUAGAGCCUUGAAACAAUUUGUGUAGGAACACUUACAGACUCAUACCUGCAUGUAUUUAGUAUGAGACGUUCAGUUUUUAAAACAUAAACGUCUUAGUGCUUAAGUAGAAGUGGUGACAAUGAUCAGAACAAUUUGUCGAGGCAGACUCAUACCUCGUCUGACAUGUGACUGACGCAGAAUUACAAAACGAAAAGAAAAAUAACUUGCAUUACCCUGCAAGACACUAACUGAAUGACUGAAGUACGCGACUACGUAGCCAACACGGACAACAUUACGCAACGCGGUACUCACCUCCUUACUAUACUAGAUAGAAACAUGACCAAUUAAACUUUUUUACUGUAAAUACGUAUCUCGUAAUUUUAAGACUAUUCUAUACAGAGUGCCCUUAAGAAGCGAAGCAAUAGUCUGUAUAUCUGGUCAUCAACGCAACAUUGCAACAGUUUGCAAGAUUUGGUUGAAGUAUUUGUUGUAAUUUAUGAUAGAUAUGAUUUGUAUUAUUUGAGAUACGUGCAAAACUUUGCUUUUCUUAUGUUAAAAAAAUCGUGCGGAAUGCCGACUCUAAUUAUUAUAUCUAUACUUUUGUUAAUCCAGUAUCACGCAAUGAAUUACUAGUUGUUUUAAUUAUAAACAUUUGCAGAUGUAUUAAAUAAAUAAUUUUUAUCUUA